ACGGAAAUAGGCGGUUGGUAGGCUCGAGACGCUUGGUUGCCUUGGUGAUAACGGUUAACGGACCACACUCAGCAUCGCUGAGUUUGGGGCUUUGGUCCUUGGUUUGUGUACCGAGGUUUGACCUAUAUGGUGACUCUCAAGAUUUUCAAAUUUGUAAAGAAAGGGUCUGGAAUACUAAGGUGCAAGGCACCUCCUGUUUUAGGGGACAGGUAUAUUUCCUUCUCGUGACUGAUCCCUUCCACAAAAAAGAUGCAAACGUGCAAGCGCGCAAUCAACUAAAGAAUCCUGCCCCUCCCCCAAUUUAACUCCUGCGUCGCGCAUCUGCCCUCCCCGCUCUCCCGAAGCUAUUCGGGCAGUGUCCGGAGCGCAUCGGAGGGGGCUAGAAUACCGCGUCCUCCUCUUCACCCGCGAUAUCGCCCGGCCUGACGCACGCGUGCUGACGGGGGAGGGGAGAGGGGAAAGCCGCUUCCGCACGCCGCUCGAGGUCCGGGCACCCGGGAGGAGAUGCCGGGCCAGGGUCCGGUGUCCGACUGGACAGAAUGCAGCUCUUCUGCAGAGCCUCCCGCAGUGGCCAGAACCGAGGGUGGCGGCGGCGGAUCACCUGGACUUUCUUAUUAUCAGAAUUCCAAAGGUAUUGACAGAAUCAAAGAUGGACCCAACACACACAUAGCCAAGCUGCAAGAGUUAUGGAAAACUCCUCAAAUUCAAGCAAUUAGCAUCCCUAAGUCAAUGACAGAUGCGUCUUUUCUAAAGCCAGACCUCACCUUAGGCCAGAAGCGUUAUCUGUGCAGCAUUGCUAAGAUCUAUAAUGCAAACUACCUGCAGAUAUUAAUGAAGAAGCAGUAUAUGCAUGUGAUCCAGCGCAACUCACAAAAGCCAGGUAUCUUCACUCAUCACAGAAGCCGCCUCAGUUCUCGUUACUCACAAAAGCAGCAUUACCCCUGCACCACAUGGCGACACCAGUUGGAGAGAGUGGACUUGGGGCCUUCUAACAUCGCAGCUGCACCUGCACCUGACAUGAUCCUGCAGCAUUCACUCUGGCGACCAGUGAGAAACAAAGAAGGUUUAAAAACUGGAUAUGCAUCCAAAACAAGAUGUAAGUCACUGAAGAUUUUUAGAAAACCAGGCAGACUGUUCAUGCAAUCAGUUUCUACAAAUGAUUCUGAAUCAUACAUGAAUGAAGAAAAAAAGGAAGAAGAUUUACUAAAUAAGUAUAUGCAAUCAAUGUCAAUUGAAGAACAAGAACAUGUGAUGUUAACUUGACAAUCUUGUUUUGUGAGUCAAUGAGGUGCCAAAGGUGGGGGUUGGGGUUGUGAAUUGUGUCCUCUGUCUACAUUUAGGUUAGUAUUGUUAUUCACCAGUAAGUCAUUAAGUAAUUUUAGUUUGUUCAGAAACUUUUACAACAGUGUAAUUGGUUUGAUGUAGUUCCAUGUGCUAAUUGAUACUUGUGUAAUAAAAUUUAUGUGUAAUAUUUGCUUGUAUUUCUAGCUAGAUACAAUUAAAAAUUUUCUUGUGGCUUAAAA
This is a messenger RNA of Neofelis nebulosa (Clouded leopard), 1523 nucleotides long. RefSeq names its product family with sequence similarity 216 member A (gene FAM216A). The record is from RefSeq and is a predicted model, not a curated record. NCBI's taxonomy places the organism in Eukaryota, Metazoa, Chordata, Mammalia, Carnivora, Felidae. The coding region runs from base 505 to 1263 and encodes 252 amino acids. The transcript is spliced from 7 exons.